AUGUGGAUCUGCUUUAAAGCUGCAAUUCCGGAACCACCACAUCUUAAAAUUGGCGAUGAUACAAUUGAAAGAGUAAAGUCAUUCAAGUUGCUAGGUCUUUGGAUUGACAAUACCCUUAAAUGGAACACCCACAUUGACGAAAUUGCAAGGAGGGCAAACAAACGCUUAUUCUACCUACGAGAGUGUCGUUGAGCAGAUCUACCAACUAAUGUGGGUUUGACGUGCUAUGAAUCCAAAUUAAGACCAGUUUUGGAAUAUGCGGCCCCACCAGAAUAGAAGCCUGAAAAUUUUGGGUCUACCUUCUGAUUCUCUUCAAUCUCUAGAACAACGUCGGGAUAAACUUUCAAUUCGCGAGUACGAGAAAAUCAUUAAUGACGAAACACACCCAUGCAGGAAGUACAUACCAGACAUGGUGACGAACAAGUAUGACCUAAGAACACCAAAAACUCUAUAAAGCAUGAAAUAAAAGCUAGGCAAAAGGCGUUUAAAUCUGGAGAUAUAAGAAGGUACAAACUAUUAUGUGACAAAGUUACCUCACUUGUAUCAAAUGCGAAAAAGAAUUACUAUCAACUAAAAGCAGAGGGUACACGCGAAACGAAUCCGGCAAAGUGGUACAAAACCAUAUUUGAACUUGCUGCCGCUAAUGACUGUAACUCUCAACCACCAGCUGAUGCAGCAGAGUUAGCGGAACGCUUGCAACAAAGCUUCACCAAACCUUGGCAGAAUGCCAACCCCACUGAAAUUCCGGACGUUGGGGAAAUUGAAAACCUACUUAAGAAUGAUACCAGUCCCCCGUUGCCUUCCAUCGGACAAAUUAAGGCUACCCUUAAACAUCCAAAUCCCAGGAAGGCCACUGGCUCAGAUGAGAUCCCUCCAUGGUUACUGAAACGUUACCAUGAAGAACUUGCCCCUGUUAUUCAUAACAUCAUAUGCUCUAGCAUCUCCCAGGCUAAAUACCCAACCCUAUAUAAACAAGCAUUGGUCACCCCAGUGCCUAAAAUAUACCCUUCUAAUGACAUGGAUAAUGAUUUUCGCCAAAUCUCAGUAUUACCGCAAUUGGCUAAAGUCUUAGAAAGCAUCCAACUUAAAUUAAACAAAGUGGACCUUAAGAUCAAGGACAAUCAACAUGCAUUUACACACGGUAGAUCAACUGUAUCUGCACUGGCGAGCAUCACCCAAAAUUGGUUCAACAAGACUGAAAACUCACGUGAUGGAAGAAUGGGUAUCCACGCCCUAUUUAUUGACUUUUGCAAAGCAUUUGAUCUGGUGGACCACGGAUUGCUUUUAAGGAAGCUCGCCGAAAUGAACGUGUCGAAAAGCUUCUGGCUAUGGGCACGGAGCUUUCUAGAAGGGAGGAGUCAGCAAGUAAAAUUACAAGGUGCUCUGUCAUCUAUAAGGCCUUGCCCUUCUGGAGUCCCCCAGGGAUCUGUUAUAUCACCAACAUUGUUUAAUGUUCAUGUGGAUGACCUCGAAGACUGCAUUCCCAAUUAUCUGGACAUCAAUACGCACAAAUACGCAGAUGACUGCACUCAAGAUGAAAUGAUUCCAUACGGUUCUACUAGCAACAUGCAAGAGGUGCUCGAUGGAAUAAACGACUGGGCACAUAGAAACAAGAUGAAACUUAACGCGAAAAAGACGAAAGACAUGUGGAUCUGCUUUAAAGCUGCAAUUCCGGAACAACCACAUCUUAAAAUUGGCGAUGAUACAAUUGAAAGAGUAAAGUCAUUCAAGUUGCUAGGUCUUUGGAUUGACAAUACCCUUAAAUGGAACACCCACAUUGAUGAAAUUGCAAGGAGGGAAAACAAACGCUUAUUCUACCUACGAGAGUGUCGUCGAGCAGAUCUACCAACUAAUGUGGGGCAAUGAUAUGAAUUGUUCCAAUGAUGCUAUUACUGUUGCUACCAAAAGUUGACGAGAAACUGUUGAAAGUGGAACAUUGCCUACAAAUCCAGAAAGAAUUUCAAUGGACGGUGCUGUAAACUAGAAUUUGGACAUUGAAAGUUUAGACCAGGACAAUAGGCAAUUCCAGCUUUUAGUUUAUGCGUGCAGGGGACGAUGGGAAGUAAGGUAUCGCAUUGCUGAUUAUGCUGAAAAAAUAAUGGAGUGAUAGCUUAUACUUGUAAAUAUUGAAAUAUUUUGGUUGCUUCGGUAGUUUUUAUUGAAAUUUUUCAGCAUAAUCAGCACUAUGAUACCUUACUUCCCAUCAUCCCCUACAGGCAUAAACUAAAAGCUGGAAUUGCCUAUUUGACGCUAUUGAAGCUCUUGUAUCCAGAAAAGAUAUCAUUGUUCAUUGUUGUGGGCCCAACUGGCUUCCAAAACAACGGCAUCUGUUUGAGUUGAUUAAUUAGGUAUAUCUACAUAAAUUAAAAAAAAAACAGGAGUUAUCGAAACUGACAUAUUGAAUGUAGCUCUGACUGGCUAUUUCUAGCACAAGUAUAUCAGACCAUAUUUAAUGUAUCUUUGUGAUUGGUUAAUCCUAGUUAUAUAAUACUAUGUUAAUAUUGGUUAAUCCUAAUUAUAUGAUACUAAUAUUAUAUAUUUAGCUGAAGUU
This is a messenger RNA of Paramuricea clavata, 2551 nucleotides long. The record is from the annotation of a GenBank genome assembly. Lineage: Eukaryota; Metazoa; Cnidaria; Anthozoa; Malacalcyonacea; Plexauridae.